GCCGCCGCCACCGCCGCCGGCCCCGCCCCCGGGCACCAUGCUGCCCUCGCAGGAGGCCUCCAAGCUCUAUCACGAGCACUACAUGCGGAAUUCGCGGGCCAUCGGCGUGUUAUGGGCCAUCUUCACCAUCUGCUUCGCCAUCAUCAACGUGGUGGUCUUCAUCCAGCCCUACUGGGUGGGCGACAGCGUGAGCACCCCCAAGCCCGGCUACUUCGGCCUCUUCCACUACUGUGUGGGCAGCGGGCUGACGGGCCGCGAGCUCACCUGCCGCGGCUCGUUCACUGACUUCAGCACCAUCCCGUCCGGCGCCUUCAAGGCGGCCGCCUUCUUCGUGCUGCUCUCCAUGGUGCUGAUCCUCGGCUGCAUUACCUGCUUUUCGCUGUUCUUCUUCUGCAACACCGCCACGGUCUACAAGAUCUGUGCCUGGAUGCAGCUUUUGGCAGCUCUGUGCCUCGUGCUGGGCUGCAUGAUCUUCCCCGACGGCUGGGACGCCGAGACCAUCCGGGACAUGUGCGGGGCCAAGACCGGCAAGUACUCCCUGGGGGACUGUUCGGUGCGCUGGGCCUACAUCCUGGCCAUCAUCGGCAUCCUCAACGCCCUCAUCCUCUCCUUCCUCGCCUUCGUGCUGGGCAACCGGCAGACAGACUUGCUUCUGGAGGAGCUCAAGCCCGACAACAAAGAUUUUGUGAGCUCUACAGUAAGCUCCGUGUUGCGACCAGGGGGUGAUGUCUCCAGCUGGGGAGUCCUCCCCUGUCCCGUUGCUCACUCACAGGGACCCUGAAGGCCAGGAUCACAGCCCAGGAAUUGACCUGCCCUCAGUGUGUCCCAUCUC
This is a messenger RNA of Eptesicus fuscus (big brown bat), 832 nucleotides long. RefSeq names its product LHFPL tetraspan subfamily member 4 (gene LHFPL4). Gene Ontology annotation, molecular function: GABA receptor binding. The transcript has 3 exons. Gene Ontology annotation, cellular component: plasma membrane; postsynaptic membrane; inhibitory synapse. NCBI's taxonomy places the organism in Eukaryota, Metazoa, Chordata, Mammalia, Chiroptera, Vespertilionidae. The coding region runs from base 38 to 781 and encodes 247 amino acids. Gene Ontology annotation, biological process: sensory perception of sound; gamma-aminobutyric acid receptor clustering. The record is from RefSeq and is a predicted model, not a curated record.